Didymodactylos carnosus is the source of this 3186-nucleotide messenger RNA. The record is from the annotation of a GenBank genome assembly. Lineage: Eukaryota; Metazoa; Rotifera; Eurotatoria; Philodinida; Philodinidae.
AUGCUCCAACAUUAUCCGCACUACUUCUUUAUUAUAUUUAUAAUUUGCCCAACACUGGCAACAGCAGCACGUCCAACAUUUAGUUCCAUAUUUCAAUUGUCCAAAGGUGGAUAUACGGAUACACGCACUGGUUUACCACUACAAACACAAAUGAUUAAACAAACGUUAAAUUCAACAAAAAAUGAUUUAUUGAAACAAUCAAAAGCUGGGGGUGCAACAACAUCAUCUGCACAUAUGACCAUCGAUCAACUGAAAUCGGUUCAAAUAAAUGCAACAACAAAACUGAAUCCAACAGCAUGUAUUGCUUUAAAUGCAAUACAAGCUUUACAAUCUGUUUUAUGUCUAUAUAAUAAUACACAGUUAUUAUUAACAUUUGAUACAACAACCAAUAGUGCUUAUAGCUAUCAACAAUGGAUAAAAUUAAAAAUACCAUAUAUUAAUGGUGGUAAAGAAUGGAAUUGCACGAAUAUAACAACUGGUCAGACAAUGAUAAUUAUGAUGAAAAUAAAAGAGAAUACAAUUAAAUUAAAUAAAAAUAAAAUCAUAAUUAAUACGACAAAUGAAACAAAUAUAAGUCCAGUUGUUUGUUUUGAUAAUAUAACAUUGAAUAUGACAACAGAACAAGCUCAGCCACUUCAUAAUGAAACAAGCACCACCACAAAUACAACUACCGCUAGUACAACCAAAGCAGCAGCAACCACUACUACUACUUCGACUAUAACAACAACAUCAACAACAAUGAUAAAAGCAUCAACAACACCGCUAAUCAAUAAUCACACAAUAAGAGGAAAAUGUAGUUUAUGGUCAUCAUAUGAUUCAGAUGCAGUUUAUAUUUAUGAACCCUAUUCUAAUACAAUUUAUAAACCUGGCCAACAGGUUCAUAUCAGAUGGAGUUUGAAUAGCCAGUUUGAUACAUCAAUACAGAUACAAAUUAUAUUAAAGCGUGCACGAUUUGGUAUUGCUGAAAAUAUAUAUACAUGGUAUGCAGUAGCUGGACAAUAUUCUGCUUAUGUUAUAAUACCAUCCAAUUUAAUAAUAUCGACCGUUAAUGAUUAUUUUUUUGAUUUUUUUUGGUUUAAUAUCUAUCAUUCACCCUACAUAGUAUCAGAUUACUCCUAUCCAACCUCUUCAUCAAUAUAUUAUCCAGGUGAUACAGUUCUGAUACGUUGGAGUGUAAUUAAUGCUAAUUUUCCACCUGGUCAACAAAUAUUAUUACAUUUUAAUCGCCAUCGUUGGAAUCCCAUACCGGAUGAAAAAAUAGAUUCUCAAUCGAUAAAUCCAUUAUGGGGUUCUUGUUAUUAUACAAUACCAACAAAUUUAGAAAAACAAGCUAAUGAUGAUAAAUAUUACUUCAGAUUCGAUUGGAGUUCUUCUUACUGGAUAUCGAUAACUGAUACGUAUACAGCUGAUACACAAUAUAUAUAUGUCAUAACAAAACCCGUAUUAUAUCCCAUUUUACCAGCAACAGCUGACAGUUUUACAUUAGCUGAUACGAUUAAAAUAACAUGGAGAGCUAGAAAUUUUGAUUCAAAUUCUGAUUCAAAAUUUGUUAUUAAAUUAAAACGUUAUAGAUUUUUAAUAUGGGAUGAAGUCAUAUAUACAUUAACGGGUUCCAGUCCAUCAUCAGGUGUUCGUUUCGAUAGUUUAUCUUCAAUAGUAGAACCAUCUGUAGCUGACUUUUAUUAUUCAUUUAAUUGGUGUGGUUGGUGGUCGUUUGACUGUUCAGUUGAUGGUAAUCGUUUUACAAUACCUGUACAUACGAAAGGUGGAUGGAAUUAUAAUCAAUUAACAGAUAGAGCAUUAGCACAAAAACCUAUAUUUCAUGCUGAUUGUACAACAAGUCCAAAUGAUAUUGUUAUACGUUUAUGUAAUGAAAAGCGCCAAAUGUCAUUAGAUUUAACUUGUAGUAAUUGUUAUAUGAAAUAUGAUUAUAGUCUAUUAAAAUUAGAUUUAUUUGCUAGUGGUGGACAAUUAGGACAAAUGGCAAUUCAAUUUUAUUCAACAGCAACCAUUAAUUUAGAAUUAUUAUUAACAUCAAAUUUUAUUUAUAUUAAAACAGGUUCGAUACAAAUACCAACAAUACCAAUUCUCGGUUUUAGUUUUACAGUAUUUAGUAUAUCGUUUAAUUUGGGUUAUGUCUUAGAUGUGGAAUUACCAUAUAGCAUUGAAUUAGCAUCAAAUGGGCAUAUAUCAGCUGGUGUACAAUAUACAUUGAAUACAAGUAUUAAUUUACAAUAUUCUUUUGGAUCAUCAAUACAUGAUACGUUUGUUUCAUUAACACAAAAAAACUAUCCUGUUCAAGGUGAUUUUAAAGCUAGGUUAAUUAUUGAAAUAGGAUUAAAGCCGACAUUAAGUUUAGAAGCAGUUAUAUUUUCAGUUGGUAUAACAACCGAAGGUUAUAUAAGGUUGGAAAAUCAAUUCCAGUAUCCGCCAUUUUCAGCUUUGAUUUCAUCAGAAUACAAUUAUAAUCUAGCUAAUCCAUCAUUAUUUUAUUAUUCAAAUCCAAGUGAUGCUUGUAGUGUACAACAUUUUCUACAAUAUCAUAUACAAUUUGGUAUUAGAAAUACACGGUUAAUAUUUGAUAUUACUAUUGGUUCUAAUAUUCUAAAUUAUAUAUCAUCUCUUCGAACAUAUUAUGAAUCACAAUUAUUUUCAGAUUCAAAAAUAUUUGAAUUAGUUAGUGGAUGUUUAUUCACAGCACCCGAUUCUGAUUAUCCACAAACAGCUACUCUCUAUAUCGAUGUACCUUAUGACUCAUCAACAAUGUUAUCAGAAUAUGUUUCUACAUCGAUUGCUUAUGACCUGUCAACAGCAUUAAAUAUAGAUCCAACACGUAUAUUAUAUAGAGAAGCAAAUUCGUAUUAUGAUCAAAAUUUACGAAAACAAGUAACACAAAUUAAAGCAUCAUUAUUACCAUCUGUAUUAACAUUAAUAUCAGAUCCUGAUGUUAAAUCAUUAACACAAACAUUAUUAACACAAGAAUUAAAUCCAGCAUCAUUAUUAUAUUCAGGUGUAUGGACAAAGUAUUUGAUGAAAAAUUUAACUUAUCAAUCAAAUUAUGAUAAUGGACUAAUUACAACUACAACAAAAGGUUCAAGUACAACAUCAGGUAGGGUCUGCGAAGAAACAUCAGGUUUGGAAAGGAAAAGAAUUUGGGGUCUAAAUGUGAAACUCUUCCAGAAAUGA